This is a messenger RNA of Paramuricea clavata, 1143 nucleotides long. NCBI's taxonomy places the organism in Eukaryota, Metazoa, Cnidaria, Anthozoa, Malacalcyonacea, Plexauridae. The record is from the annotation of a GenBank genome assembly.
AUGCCGUUUUGGCCGCAACGUAGUGCAUACGCCGCUCAAUGUAAUAAAUAUGGAAGGCGAUGUGCCCGACACAAAGACUGCUCGUGUCAAAAUGAGGACCUCCGCUGUAAAUCUGUAUUCCUGAAGCGCAGAAAAGAAUGUAUGCCAGCAAAUAAAUAUGAAGUCGCUAUGUUUUAUUUGCCGAGUACGCCUUCUCCUGAAAAGUGCUUCAAGUACCAGCAUCAAUGUUACCAUGACAACGAUUGCAAAUGCGAGUAUGGCGAGUACUUAUACUGUAAACAAUUAUCAAUGGAUACGAAGGGGUUAUGUCUGACAUCGAAUGAAGAUCUUCCUUCGUGGUUUACACCUUUCUCUCCCACAUAUAAGCCCCCAACCACCACUUCCCCCAAGCCAACUACUCCCACCUCCCCAGCAACAACAACGAAAUGGCAAUGCGAAAACCUAGGUACAAGAUGUGUAGAAGAUACCGAUUGUUCAUGUGAGCAUUCCAAUGAACUGUGGUGUGUCUAUUUCCCUGAGAUGCAGGAUCUUUAUUGCCUACCAGAAGAAUGGGAUCCUACAGAUGACCCACCUAUUUCAUCUCGAGGCACACAACCCCCACCUAUUAGUGAGCGAUGUCGGAUGUUUGCAAAAUAUUGUUCCAGCCACACUGAUUGUUUUUGUGAGGAAUCAGACGAUCUUAGAUGUGUAUACGUCCACGAAGAGAAAGGGCAUUUCUGUUUACCAGAUGGCUGGACUCAGGGAGCACCGCCAACACGUGAAUACCCACCAAGCACAACCAAACCUCCACCAACUACAACCAAAUGUCUGCCCACUUUAAUCACAAGAUCACUUACUGUCGCCACAAACCUGCCUAGCAAAGAAGAAACCUCAAAGGCAAGGAACAAUCCAUGGUGGAAUCCUGCAAAAUAUGGCACCAGCACUCUAGAUGGUGGAAGCGGGCAAGGAGGGAGCCCUUACACCGAAACCCCUCCUAUUACGAAAUCACCAUGGAAUCUCUGGGGAACGAAAACCCUCUCUGUUGGCAAAACGAAGGGAGAUCACAUCACAUUAAUUGCCUCCAAGAAGUUAACGCUUAACAUUCCUGUCGAGUCACUUCAAGAAGUUAUCAAUGAGUUAGAUGAGAAGAAACUCGUAAAAUAG